AUAAUAAUGUAUGCCGAUACGUCACGAGGCGAUAGUUCAGUUCCAUUUGGAAGCGAUAAGAAAGUUGUUGUGAGAGAGAAAAGUUAAUUUCAUAUGGAAAAAUGGCUUCUAAAUUGAUAUUAAAGAGAAUUCAAUUUUCCCUUCUUCCUCGUCAUAUAAAACAGCUGAGCACAGUGUCAACAGAGCCACAAUUUUUAGGAAUUCAGAGUAAAUUUACAAAUGAAUUAAAAUUCACAAAUGACCAAAGUUACGAACCAAUUCCAAUUUAUAGAAUUUUACAACCACCUGGACAAACGAAGGAUGAAAAUCAUUUGUUGGACAAUGAAACGUUGAGGAAAAUGUAUUUUAAUAUGGUGACAAUUGGAAUAAUGGACAAAAUUCUUUACGAAUCACAGCGACAGGGAAGAAUUUCGUUUUAUAUGACGAAUUCCGGUGAAGAAGCUGUACAAACUGGAUCGGCUGCUGCAUUAACAUUACGGGAUGUUGUUUACGCACAAUACAGAGAAGCUGGAGUUUUACUUUAUAGAGGUUUUAAAAUUUCCGAAUUUAUAAAUCAAUGCUAUGGAAAUUAUCUCGAUAAGGGAAAAGGAAAACAAAUGCCAGUUCAUUAUGGCUCGAAGGAAUUGAAUUUCGUGACAAUUUCAUCUCCACUGACAACACAACUUCCACAGGCCGUUGGUGCCGCGUACGCUUUGAAAAGAUCAAAAGGAGAAGCGUGUGUAAUUUGUUAUUUUGGCGAUGGAGCAGCGAGCGAGGGAGACGCUCAUGCGGCCUUAAAUUUUGCAGCCACUCUCGACUGUCCUAUUAUAUUUUUCUGUCGUAAUAAUGGAUACGCGAUUUCCACGCCAACAUCGGAGCAAUAUAAGGGAGACGGAAUUGCAGCUAAAGGUCCCGCCUAUGGAAUUAACACUCUACGAGUCGAUGGAAAUGAUGUUUUGGCCGUUCAUCGGGCAACGCAAUACGCCCGUGAAUUUUGCAUCAAUGAAUCGAAACCCGUUUUAAUUGAAGCCAUGACGUACAGAAUAGGUCAUCAUAGUACUUCGGACGAUAGUACAGCGUACAGAUCUGUCGAUGAAAUUGCCAAAUGGAAUGAAUUUGCGCCAACAAUCAAAUUUCGGCAUUAUUUGGAGAAUUUAGGAAUUUGGAAUGAAGCGGAAGAGGCGAAUUUAAUAAAAUCAAAACGAGAGGAGACACUUUCAGUUUUCACUGAAGCUGAAAAGAAACCAAAACCAUCGUGGAAGGAAUUAUUCACCGAUGUUUAUCACGAAAUGCCUUCUCAUAUCAAGGAGCAAAUGGAAUCUCUCGAGAGUCAUCUCAAAGAAUAUGGACAACAUUAUCCACUAGGAUCAUUUAAAGAAAUGAAAUAGAUACUACUUUCAUUCUCAUUUUUUUUAAACAAUUUAAAAGUUUAUUUAUCCAUAACUUUUCACUGUUGAAACUUGAAAUGCAUUUGUAUCUUGAAAUAAACUUUAUUUUUUUCUAA
Messenger RNA from Leptopilina heterotoma, 1483 nucleotides. It is a transcript of the gene BckdhA, whose product is annotated as 2-oxoisovalerate dehydrogenase subunit alpha, mitochondrial. Gene Ontology annotation, biological process: branched-chain amino acid catabolic process. Lineage: Eukaryota; Metazoa; Arthropoda; Insecta; Hymenoptera; Figitidae. Gene Ontology annotation, molecular function: oxidoreductase activity, acting on the aldehyde or oxo group of donors, disulfide as acceptor. Bases 102 to 1367 code for a protein of 421 amino acids. The transcript has 8 exons. The record is from RefSeq and is a predicted model, not a curated record.